Messenger RNA from Carya illinoinensis, 1065 nucleotides. RefSeq lists its product as uncharacterized. The coding region runs from base 1 to 1065 and encodes 354 amino acids. NCBI's taxonomy places the organism in Eukaryota, Viridiplantae, Streptophyta, Magnoliopsida, Fagales, Juglandaceae. The record is from RefSeq and is a predicted model, not a curated record. The transcript is spliced from 7 exons.
AUGGCAGGGCCUCUGGGGGAGAAUGAAUUUGCUGCCUUACUCAAGGCUGUGCGAAGUGGUGAUUGGGAAACUACAAGAGCAUUGCUUAAGCUCGACCCAGCUGCAUUGAAAAGAAGAACUUGUACAAUUAUGGGUGGGACAGUUCUUCACGCUGCUGUUGAUGCUGAACAGGAACUUAUAGUGGAGAAGUUGGUCGAUAUGAUUUCGGAACCUGAUAGCUUAAAAGAAAUGAGAGAUAAUUUUUGCUUUACAGCUCUACAUCAGGCAACUACUAGUGGGAAUUGCCGAAUCGCAAUGUGCUUGAUUAAGAAGUACGAAGGCUUGGUCAGCGUUAGAAAUAUUGACAGAGAACUUCCAGUUACUAUGGCUAUGGGCUUUGGGCAUAAAAAAUUGGCUCGCGAGCUCUAUCAUUUAACUCCGCCUGGAGAUUUGGAGGCAGAAGAAGGUUGGCAAGGAGCCGCACUUCUUAAGAGCUCUAUCUAUGCCAGAGAUUUAGGUAUACACAUUUCAUUAGAUCGUGCUGCCAAUCAAUUCCGUUCCAGCCGUUUCCGUUAUGGAGAAGAAGAUAUCAGACCAGUGCGAGCUGAUAUGUGGCGCCAUCUCUUAAAGUUCUUGGGUACACGCAUUUCAUUAGGUCGUGAUGCCAUUCAAUUCCAUUGCGACAACCGUUUCGAUUAUCGAUCAGUGCGAGCUAUAUGGCGCCAUCUCUUAAAGUUCUUGGGGAUGUUGCCAAAAUAUUCUGCUAUCGAUCACAUAAGAGGUGCAGCUUUGCAAAUGCAAAGAGAAGUUCAAUGGUUUAAGGAGGUGGAAAGCAUUUGCCCUCCCUCUUGUAAGGACCAUUUAAACAACAACGGUCUGACUGCCAUACAAUUGUUUACGACAGAGCACCAAGAAUUGAGGAAAGAUGGAGAAAAAUGGAUGAAGGGCACUGCAACUUCUUGUACUGUGGUCAGCACCCUUAUCAUGACCAUCAUGUUCGCGGCAGCAUUUACCAUUCCGGGUGGUAACAACCAAGAUACAGGCUUGCCAAUCUUCAUGCAUGACAAACUAUUUAAUGCUUUAUAG